Messenger RNA from Egretta garzetta (little egret), 531 nucleotides. It is a transcript of the gene PRRX1, whose product is annotated as paired related homeobox 1. Lineage: Eukaryota; Metazoa; Chordata; Aves; Pelecaniformes; Ardeidae. Bases 1 to 531 code for a protein of 176 amino acids. Gene Ontology annotation, biological process: regulation of DNA-templated transcription. The record is from RefSeq and is a predicted model, not a curated record. The transcript has 4 exons. Gene Ontology annotation, molecular function: DNA-binding transcription factor activity, RNA polymerase II-specific; DNA binding.
AUGGACCCUGUGACAGCGCUGAACAACCCCGCAGAUGAUCAGCUGAAUUCAGAAGAGAAGAAGAAGCGAAAGCAGAGAAGGAACAGGACUACCUUCAACAGCAGCCAGCUCCAGGCAUUAGAGAGGGUCUUCGAGAGGACACACUACCCCGAUGCCUUUGUACGGGAAGACCUUGCACGCAGAGUCAACCUCACUGAAGCCAGAGUUCAGGUGUGGUUCCAGAACCGGAGAGCCAAGUUUCGCCGGAAUGAGAGGGCCAUGCUGGCCAGCAAGAAUGCCUCUCUGCUCAAAUCCUACUCAGGGGACGUGACUGCCGUGGAACAGCCCAUAGUACCUCGCCCAGCUCCGAGACCCACUGACUAUCUCUCCUGGGGUACUGCCUCGCCUUACAGUGCCAUGGCCACCUACUCUGCCACGUGUACCAACGCCAGCCCAGCGCAGGGCAUGAAUAUGGCCAACAGUAUUGCCAACCUGAGACUGAAGGCAAAGGAAUAUAGUUUACAGAGGAAUCAAGUGCCCACAGUCAAUUAA